Dromaius novaehollandiae (emu) is the source of this 4747-nucleotide messenger RNA. It is a transcript of the gene ZFP91, whose product is annotated as ZFP91 zinc finger protein, atypical E3 ubiquitin ligase. The transcript has 11 exons. Lineage: Eukaryota; Metazoa; Chordata; Aves; Casuariiformes; Dromaiidae. Gene Ontology annotation, cellular component: nucleus. The record is from RefSeq and is a predicted model, not a curated record. The coding region runs from base 85 to 1752 and encodes 555 amino acids. Gene Ontology annotation, molecular function: RNA polymerase II transcription regulatory region sequence-specific DNA binding; DNA-binding transcription factor activity, RNA polymerase II-specific. Gene Ontology annotation, biological process: regulation of transcription by RNA polymerase II.
GCGCGGCGGGGGGGAGGCGGGUUGGCGGGCGGGCGGGAGGAGCGCGGGGGAGCAGCCGCCGCGGCCCCUGCGCUCGCCGCCCCGAUGCCGGCGGGCACGGAGCAGCCGGGGGGCGCCGCGGAGCAGCCGCCGGCCGAGCGGCCGCCCUCGGGCCGCCGCCGUCCGCCGCCGCCGCCCGCCGAGCAGGGGGAGGAGUCCGCGGGCAGCCGGGUGCUGCGGGGCGGCCGCGAGCGGGGCCGCGCCGCGGGGGGGGGAGCGGGAGCCGCCGCCGCCGCCGCCUCCCGCCGCCGGAAGGCCGAGUAUCCGCGGCGCCGCCGCAGCAGCCCCGCGGCCCGGCCCGCCGCCGAGACGCCGCCCGCCGCCGAGACGCCGCCCGCCGCCAAGAAGGGCGCCCCCCGGGCCGGGUGCACGGAUAAAGCAGCUGGUAAAGAUCCCAAAGAAGAGAAAGAGGAGGAGGAAGUCUCCGGUGUUCUCAGCCACGGCUCUCCCGUCAGCACGGCCAGGCCCAGCCGAAGCUGGCGCAGUAGCAGAUCGGCCACCGCUGCCCGCCAGCGUGAAGCGGAGAACUUGCGUGCCUCCAGAUCCAAGACUGGUUCCCUGCAGCUCGUCUGCAAGUCGGAACCAAACACGGACCAGCUUGAAUAUGAGGUCACAGAAGAGCAUCAGUCUCCAGCUGGAAUCAGUGACGAUGAGGAGGAGAUGCUCAUCAGCGAGGAAGAAGUUCCCUUCAAAGAUGACCCAAGAGAUGAAACCUAUAAACCCCACUUAGAAAAGGAAGCUCCGAAGCAAAGGAGAAAAGCCAGCAAGGGGAAGGAGGAAAAAGAGAAGCAGAAAGAGAUUAAAGUGGAGGUGAAAGAAGAAAGUGAGUUUCAGGAAGAUGAAGAACCUCCAAGGAAGAGAGGAAGGAGGAGAAAGGAUGACAAGAGCCCAAGGCUGCCCAAGAGGAGGAAGAAGCCUCCAAUACAGUAUGUCCGCUGUGAGAUGGAAGGCUGCGGCACCGUCUUGGCUCACCCACGUUACCUGCAGCACCACAUAAAGUAUCAGCACUUGCUGAAGAAGAAAUACGUGUGUCCCCAUCCCUCCUGCGGUCGGCUCUUCCGGCUCCAGAAGCAGCUCCUGCGGCAUGCCAAACACCACACAGAUCAAAGGGAUUAUAUCUGUGAAUACUGUGCCCGGGCCUUCAAGAGUUCUCAUAACUUGGCAGUGCACCGGAUGAUCCAUACCGGCGAGAAGCCCCUGCAGUGCGAGAUCUGUGGGUUCACCUGCCGGCAGAAGGCUUCCCUGAACUGGCACAUGAAGAAGCAUGACGCGGACUCCUUCUACCAGUUCUCCUGCAACAUUUGUGGCAAGAAGUUUGAGAAGAAGGACAGCGUCGUGGCCCACAAAGCCAAGAGUCACCCCGAGGUGCUUAUCGCUGAAGCGCUGGCUGCCAACGCGGGUGCCCUCAUCACCAGCACCGACAUUUUGGGCACUAACCCCGAGGCCAUCGCGCCGCCCACCGACGGCCAGGGCCUCCCCCUUCUUCCCGACCCCCUGGGAAGCGCCGCCCCAGCAGAUUGCCUGCUGCUGAACCCCGACGGGAUGCCGAAGACGUACUGCGGCGGGGCGGAGCGCGUGAGCCUGGUGGCUGACGGCAAGCUCUUUGUGGGCAGCGGCAGCAGCGCGAACCCCGAAGGGCUGGUCAUGAACACAGAGAUCCUGGGAGCCACCACGGAGGUGCUCAUCGAAGAUUCAGACUCCACCGGACCCUAGUGGGCGGGGAGCACGCGGGUGCUGGGACAGUUUGGACUCUGUAUUUAAAAGGAAAAAAAAAAGAAAAAAAAAAAAGGAGAAACUUAUUGAAAGAGAGAAAAGUUAAACAAAACUUAAAAUACUAGUAAAUAACCGAAGGGUCUGCUCCCCUCCAGCGUGGAUCACAGCACAUCCUCUUUCUCCCAACCACUUCUCUCUCUUUUUUUCUCUCUCUCUCUCUCCCCCACUGCCCCUUUGUAGAAAGGGGCACAUGCUGCCAUUACCAGAGCAAGCUGGAUCGAGCGACGGAUUUCACCAAGGGAGGGGGAAUGGCCGAAACCCUUCGCUCUGCCCCAAAGCAGAUGCCUUUCUGGCUCCUUGACGCGGCCCCACUUGCGAAUAGAAAGCGUUUGCGCUCUGGACGAGUUUCUUAGGACUCCCGCCCGCCCCUGUGGUCCUGACGUCUAUGCAUCGCUGCACUCCGGUCCUUGCAGUCUCCCCCUUCCUCCCAGGGCUGGGAGUUUGGCUUGGCACUUUAGGCCCCCCCCCCCGCCCCGCUCAGCAGGGCGAGCUGUAAAACGGCGCGCAUCCCUCUCCCCGCCGCGCUGCUCUGCUCUGCUCCGUCUCUGGCAGGGAGUCGAGGGAACGCCCUGGCUCGUAGAUGGUGUUUGCUUGGAGAGGCCUGGGGGCUACGGGAGCCCUGCGUGGGAGAGGCGAGGAGGAGCAUCCCGGUUUGACGACAGUAAUUUGCACUUUGAACGUGUUUCGUUUUUGUGUUGUGGUAACAAGAUUCCUUAUUUAUUGAUAAAAGGGUCGGUAUUUUUUAGUUAUGUUCUCGGGGGAGGGGGGAAGGGUUCGGGCUAUUUCCCAGUAGGCUCCUUUACGCGAGGGAGUUGCAGGGAGCGAGUCGUGCCAUCGUAGCAGCAGCGGGGAGAACGGAGGCGAAGAAGGCGUGCUGGAGUCGCAGCUUUUCCAGGGUAGAGCGAGAGCCCCCGGUGAGGAGCCUCUUUGCAGGGAGAGCUUUAACGGGGAGGACGAGGUGAGUGAUGCAGCGGCCGGCUCUUGCCUCCCUCCCUCCCGGGUCGCACUGAACUCCUUGCAUUAAAUGCCUUUUGUUUUUCCUUUUUCCUUUUGCCUCAUCCCUGCUCCCUAGCCUUGCAGGGAAGAACAUCAUUAGCCAGGAACUCGUUCCCUUGACUUAGGACAGCUGUGAGCUGCUUACUGGUGGGGGAUGUCCUGCUCCUCAUCCAACUCUGCCUCCGCUUUCCAGGUCUAGACAAAGACGCAGAGGCUGGAUGCGGUCGUCUCGGGCUUGUUUAUCCGACGCGACGGACCGAUACGGGCCCGCGGGGCCGUCGGCUUCUCUCCCUGCCCCGGUUUGGGGCAGGGUGGGGGUGUUGUGCGGUCCUGUUCUGCAGGCUCCUCGCUCGGGCACGGACCCCCCUGCUUUCUGUGAGACGUGGUGGUUCAGGUAGUACCCGCCGGUGUAGUUAGGACAGGCCUAGCUGGGCCAAGCUUGGAAAUGUUUGCGUAGCAUAUGACGCGUCUCUGGUAUCGAGACUUGGAUCUUUUUGCUCUGUUAUCCGAAACUUUCCGUGGAGACCCGGUGGCCUUGAAUUCUUGGCGUUUUUGGAAGAGGUGAAAAAUAACCUGGGUGGUUGUUUCUUUUUGUUUUUUUUUCCUUUGUUUGUUUGCUUGUUUUUUUGGUCGGGUUUAUGUGGUUGGGAAUAGAGCUGAAGUAUCUUGUCUGAGCACGAGGUCAGCUAAAUUGGUCUGUAGCACAAAGCUGCUAGGCAGAAUCAGGUAUUUGGGGUUUGGAGGAUGGCAGUAAAAUGUGGAACUUGAUUGGAAACCUUUUUUCCUGGAAAAACUGACUCUAGGCACCUACUCUAUCCCCUGCGCUGCCUGAAAAUCCAACCGUGGCUCAAACCAGACAGCUGUUUUUGGGUCGGUUUUCCUGAUUUUUCUUUAUUUCCCCCCUCCCCACCCCUUCCCUCUCAUUGAACCCUCUGUCAGAGCGAGUCGCAAUGCGUGCGGCGUUGGUUGGGGCGGUUCGUCGUCGGACAGUUCGCAACCCUGCUCGUCUUACGCCCUGGGUAUGGGCAGCGCUCGGGGCGGGGGGGAGACGCGUCCAGCCGGGAGCCCGUUUUGGGGAUGAGGAUGAGGGCUGCGGUGCUGUGUCAGGUCCGCGGUGGUACGGCACGGAGCUAAAACCGCUUUCUUCCCUUGGGAAGAUCUUGCUUGGAUUGUGCGAGGCCCAAAACAUGGUGAUUUCCAGCUAGGAGCUUUUGGGUGGCCAGCCAACCCCCUCCCCUGCCAAGCAAAGCAUCCCGCAGCGCCUUCAAACCUGCUGGCGACGGUUUUACCCCAGCGGCAACUUGAGCCCAGCCAACUCGUAUUUGCGCGGCGGCGUUUCUCCCGGGCUGGAUCGCGGCUGCCGGGAGCGGACAUGCUCUCGUGCCGCGACUCGGCCGUGCCGCCGCUGUGGGCGGCUCUGCCGGAGCAGCAGGGCCUGAACGGCAGCUUCAGCCAGGGGGGACGCGCGGGGCGGGCAGAGCCUCGCACAGAACACUAAAAGGAGCGCUUAGGCUUUUCUUUUUCCGAGGAUGGCACUAAAAUGCUUUUGGGCCGAGAGCUCGCUCGCCUCUGGCGAUGCCGGGCGCCCGGUCGGAGACGCGGGAGGCUGCGUCCUCCUCCACCGCCCGUGUUCCCGGGAUGCAGGGGUGCUCUCGCCUCCCGAGCCCUUCCCAGCCCCGAUCCCCGCCACCCCCCCUCCACCCCCCCGUAGCUUUCUUUUUUUAUUUUAUUUUUUCUUUUUCUGGUCUCAGCCAGUUGCCUGUCUGUCCUCUAACCACAGCCUGCUAACCCCCGGUGCAGGAGAGACUGGUGUAACCCCCUCCCCACGACCGCCGCAGCCCUCCUGCCGCUCCUCCUCUCGAUGUCUCUCCUUCACUCGCAUGCAGUUUGCUUCAAUAAAUUAUUGUAGUAGUUUGCAAUAAACUUUUUUUGUAUUUUU